AUGGGCCUGCUCACUAAACUUGGGCGCGUGCAGUCCCUAGCACCAGCUGGAGUAACGAGUGGUACCGCAGAGGUAGCACUUGACUCAGAGUUCUGGAGGGCAGAUGUGGUCAUCCAGGUCUGGGGCUGCAGGAAGGGGCUGGUACCUCUCCAUGGGCUGGGACAGGAGAAGAUGCUGUCCUUGCCUGUAGGGGGUGUGCUCGGGCUGAGGACCUGCACUGCUGACAGGAGAAGGCGAGCAGACUGUGCAGUGUCAGAGAAUCUGAAAAAGAUUGACGGAAUCUUCACAGAGAUCCUGCAGAAAAAACGGUUCAAAUCAUCCAGCUGCACAAGAGAAGAAGCAGCCAGAGACUUGUACUUGUUUAAGCAACAAAUGAGACUUCCAAGAUUGGGAAGGCUGGGACUGACUGGGGAGCAGCUCUGCAGGGAGAUCUUGGAGGUCCUGGUAGGCAGCAAACCAAACAUGAGCCAGUGGCUGAGGGAGCAGGAUUUGUUCAGUCUGGAAAAGGGAAGGCUCCAGAGGUUCUGGGGAGAGGGGGAAGCAACAGAAGCCUUCCCAUGCCUACAGGAAGAUUAUCAAGAAGAUGAAGUCAGGCUCUUCACUGCGAUGUAUCUGGCAGGUAAGAGAUCUGAAAAUGGGAUUCUUUCCACUGUUGUCAGAGAACCUUGGAUAAAACUGGACAAUUCUUCUCUAACCACGGAAACACCAUCUCUCUUUUUGGGAAUGGUGAGAUGGGACAGCUGCCUAGACACUGAUGAAGAGCAUGUGAACUUUGCCAGAAGAGAUGAACUGAACAGAGCUCACAGUGAGGAUAGGGAUGAACCAGAUGGACCCCUGAACUUUGAGCUUGAUGUUUGCCACCAGGAUUCAGAAUACAAGUCCCCAGCUCCCCUGCCACGUGCCCAGGUCAAACUGAUCACAAGCUGGGAAGCAGGAUGGAAUGUAACAAAUGCCAUUCAGGGAAUAUUUGUCCUAGGAUUGCCGUACGCUCUUCUCCACAGUGGAUACAGUGGCCUGUUUCUUAUUAUCUUGGCUGCAGCAUUAUGCUGUUACACAGGCCAAAUUCUAAUCGCUUGCCUGUAUGAAGAAAAUGAAGAAGGGCAGCUCGUAAGAGUGAGAGACACGUAUGAAGAUAUUGCAAAUGCCUGCUGCAAAAAGCUAUCACCCAACCUAGGUGGUAUAGUUGUCAAUGUGACCCAACUGAUGGAACUGAGCAUGACAUGUAUUUUGUAUCUGAUUGUUAGUGGGAAUUUGCUGUCACAUAGUUUUCCAUAUGUACCCGUGACUGAGAAAACUUGGUCUAUGAUUGCAUUUGUUACACUGCUGCCCUGUGUGUUUAUCAAGACUCUCAAAAUUGUUUCCAAACUCAGCCAGCUUUGCUCCUUGGUCCAUUUCAUUAUCAUCCUUGUAGUGAUGGCUUACUGUCUCACACAAAUACAUCAGUGGUUGUGGGCAAAAUUCAGACUCUCCAUUGAGUUUGAGGACUUCUUGGUCUCUGUAGGGGUGAUCAUUUUCAGUUACACAUCACAAAUAUUUCUUCCCACACUGGAAGGUAACAUGAAAAACCCAGAGGAGUUUAGAUGUAUGCUGAAUUGGACUCACUUUUUUGCUUGUGUCUUGAAAACCACCUUUGCGCUGACUGCCUUCUUGACCUGGGGUGAAGAGACAAAGGAAGUUAUUACUGACAACCUGCCAUCAUUUCUUCAAACCCUAGUGAAUUUGUGUCUCUUCACCAAGGCUCUUCUUUCUUACCCUUUGCCCUUCUUUGCAGCCACAGAAAUUGUGUAUGCUUGUAUUUCUAGAGGCAAGCAUUGCAAUUACAGAUCUCCAUUAUUUUCUCUGGGUGUAAGAGGCUCAUUUCUCCUGUUAACUUUGCUGAUGGCCAUCUUCAUACCACAUUUUGCCCAUUUGAUGGGUUUAACAGGCAGUGUAACAGGUGCUGCUAUGACUUUUAUUCUUCCUUCUCUCUUCCAUUUAAAACUUCAAUGGAAAAAACUGUCCUUCUUAGAGAAAUGUGCAGAUAUCUCUGUUUUUAUUUUGGGUUUCCUCUGUAGCCUUGCAGGCAUAGUUUGCUCAGUAAAGGGGCUGCUUGAAGUAUUUGGAGGUGUGUAA
Molecule: messenger RNA, 2112 nt
Organism: Opisthocomus hoazin
Lineage: Eukaryota; Metazoa; Chordata; Aves; Opisthocomiformes; Opisthocomidae
Product: vesicular inhibitory amino acid transporter
Biological process (GO): amino acid transmembrane transport
Cellular component (GO): vacuolar membrane
Molecular function (GO): L-amino acid transmembrane transporter activity
Source: RefSeq, a predicted model, not a curated record